AGCUCCCCCGGGCCCGGGGCCGUGACCGCGGCCGGGACUGCGCAGGCGCGGCGGGCGGAGGCCCCGCCCCGCCCUUUCCGGCGCGGGCGGCGAACAUGGGGACACCGCAGAAGGAUGUUACAAUAAAACCCGACGCCCCAAGCACGUUACUUUCGGAGAAACACGCGGAUUAUAUAGCUUCGUAUGGAACAAAGAAGGAUGAUUAUGAAUACUGUAUGUCGGAGUAUUUGAGAAUGAGUGGUGUCUACUGGGGGCUGACAGCAAUGGAUCUCAUGGGGCAGCUGCACCGAAUGAACAAAGAGGAAAUUCUGACAUUCAUCAAAUCAUGUCAACAUGAAUGUGGGGGAAUAAGUGCCAGCAUAGGUCAUGAUCCUCAUCUUCUGUAUACCCUCAGUGCUGUCCAGAUUCUUAUCUUAUAUGAUAGUCUCCAUGUUGUUGAUGUAAAUAAAAUUGUUGAAUAUAUACAGAGCUUGCAAAAAGAAGAUGGAUCUUUUGCUGGAGACGAAUGGGGAGAAAUAGAUACAAGGUUCUCCUUCUGUGCUGCAGCAACUCUUGCACUUCUGGGAAAGCUGGAUGCUAUUGAUGUGGGGAAAGCAGUAGAAUUCGUUUUGUCCUGUAUGAACUUUGAUGGAGGAUUUGGUUGUAGACCAGGUUCCGAAUCACAUGCAGGACAGAUCUAUUGUUGCACAGGAUUUCUGGCUAUAACAGACCAGUUGCAUCAAGUGAAUGUUGACCUGCUGGGUUGGUGGCUUUGUGAACGUCAGUUACCUUCUGGAGGUCUCAACGGGCGACCAGAGAAGUUACCUGAUGUGUGUUAUUCGUGGUGGGUGCUAGCAUCUUUGAAGAUGAUUGGUAGGAUACAUUGGAUUGAUGGAGAGAAACUGCGCUGCUUUAUUUUGGCUUGCCAGGAUGAGGAGACUGGUGGAUUUGCUGACAGACCAGGAGAUAUGGUGGAUCCAUUUCACACCUUAUUUGGAAUUGCUGGACUAUCUUUAUUAGGAGAAGAACAAAUUAAGGCCGUCAAUCCUGUCUUUUGUAUGCCAGAAGAUGUCCUUCGAAGAAUAAAUGUACAACCUGAGCUUGUGAGCUAAGCCUUGUAGAGACAAAAGGUUGAUAUGACCAGUUGCUUUGGUUUUACUAAUUUAUAAUCUCAUCUGUGAAACUGUCAGCAUAUUCUUCCUUGAGAUGUGUUUACAUUAUAGAAGUAAAGCAAUAGCUUUGCUGUGGGCUUUGUCACUUUGUAAAUUGUAUCAGAACAGGCCGGUUCUCAUAAUCUAAGUGUAACAUGUUCUUUGAUUAUAUUAUAAGAGAUGUAGAAACAUUUCCAAUCUGUAUCUAAAUGUAUGGGCCUUGGCUUUUUUUUUUUUUUUAAAUAUUCAAAUCAAAGCUUGAUUGUGUGAAUGCCUAAUUUUUGUGUUACUGUGAUAUCAGCCAUGCUAACACUGGUCUUUACACAGGCCUCUUUUGAUGGUGGAUCACACAGAGCACUUUAAAAGAAGAUUGAAAAAAAAACCCAACACAACCAACAAAAUCCUACUUAAGCCAUGCACUUAAUGCCACACACUUGUGUAUUUAAUUUUUCCUGUUCAUGCUUACCAUCAGUUUUCUAUACUGAGAAACAAGCUGCUUCUUCUGAUAGUAAUUGAUACCAGUAAAACCAUAAUUAUGGUUCUUCUAAGUAUAUAAAUGUCUUCAUUUAUUGAUGAGUCCCUUAGACAAAAUUCCACUGAUAUUUGACAUACAGCAUACCUUGAGUAUACAGAGUGAAAGUUGCUAACAUUAAGUAUUCUAGAGAAGGUCUGUACAGGACAGUGACUUGUAAUUGAAUAUAGAGCUGAUUCUAAAUUUGUUGCUGGGUUGAAAUCCUGCUUUUGUAGCUUUUAAAACAAUAAUUACCAACACUUGAUUAUGGUGUAAUUGAAAAUAAAACUAGCCAUGGAAAAUA
Molecule: messenger RNA, 1945 nt
Organism: Pseudopipra pipra
Lineage: Eukaryota; Metazoa; Chordata; Aves; Passeriformes; Pipridae
Gene: RABGGTB
Product: Rab geranylgeranyltransferase subunit beta
Exons: 9
Coding region: 96-1091 (331 amino acids)
Biological process (GO): protein geranylgeranylation
Cellular component (GO): Rab-protein geranylgeranyltransferase complex
Molecular function (GO): Rab geranylgeranyltransferase activity
Source: RefSeq, a predicted model, not a curated record